AUGGCGGACCCGGGCCUAGAGCCGGAAUCAGAGCCAGAAUCGGUGUUCCCGCGGGAGGUCGGGCUCUUCGCGGACUCUUACUCGGAGAAAAGUCGGUUCUGCUUCUGUGGGCACGUGCUGAAUAUCACGCAAAACUUCGGGUCCCGCCUCGGAGUAGCAGCGAGCGUGUGGGACGCGGCUCUGAGCCUGUGCAGUUAUUUCGAGAGUCAAAAUGUGGAUUUCCGAGGCAAGAAGGUGAUCGAACUGGGCGCGGGGACGGGCAUCGUGGGGAUUCUGGCUGCGCUGCAGGGGGGGAAUGUUACCAUCACUGACCUGCCCCUGGCCCUAGAACAGAUCCAGGGCAACGUCCAGGCCAAUGUGCCAGCUGGAGACCAGGCCCAGGUCCGCGCCUUGUCCUGGGGGAUUGACCAGCAUGUCUUUCCUGGAGACUAUGACCUGGUGCUGGGGGCUGAUAUCGUUUACCUGGAGCCUACCUUCCCACUGCUGCUGGGAACCCUUCAACACCUGUGCGGGCCCCAUGGUACCGUCUAUCUGGCCUCCAAGAUGAGACAGGAGCAUGGGACAGAGAGCUUCUUUCAGCGCCUCCUUCCCCAGCAUUUCCAGCUGGAGCUGGUCCAGCGGGAUGAGGAUGUGAAUGUCAACAUCUAUAGGGCCAGGCCCAGGGAACCAAGACCUGCUUGAUGUUACCUCCUCUGCUCCUCUGAACCUCUCGUCUUAAUGAAGGAACUGCCAUAUCUCCAAAGCUGUAUCUCCAGAGCCAUACAUGGAAAGACCCAAAAGGAUGGAUUUCCCUGCCCUCUCUCUCUUUCUUCCUCUUCUCUUUGU
Molecule: messenger RNA, 825 nt
Organism: Trichechus manatus latirostris (Florida manatee)
Lineage: Eukaryota; Metazoa; Chordata; Mammalia; Sirenia; Trichechidae
Gene: EEF1AKMT3
Product: EEF1A lysine methyltransferase 3
Exons: 3
Coding region: 1-681 (226 amino acids)
Biological process (GO): peptidyl-lysine methylation
Cellular component (GO): cytosol; cytoplasm
Molecular function (GO): protein-lysine N-methyltransferase activity
Source: RefSeq, a predicted model, not a curated record